GAGAACUCAGCUAGGAAACAUGGCAGAGUCAAACCUGGGUGCCGCCUGUGUGCUGAAGGCGCUCCUCAGAAGUGCUGCAGCCGGCUUUGUGUUCGGAGAAGCCGCCUCCUUYGCGGUCGAGCCCGCUCUGAUUCAAGACGUCGCCCUGCUGAACGCCGCGGCGCUGGCCUCAGGACGGGCCGGUUCGACGGGCGUGGCCGUGGUGGCGGCGUGCCUCGCGUUCACGUCGGUGCUGCUGUCUCUAGGAAUGGGUUUUCUCCUCGGUGCCGCGGCGCUGAAACUGUUGAAGACCGUCGGAGCGAGGCUGCCGUGGCUAACGGAGCUCACAACCGGCGCCUCUGUGGUGGUGGGCGCUGUCGCCACCGGAGYGUUGGUGGGCCACCUUCCGCCGUGGAUCUACCUUACAGCUCAAGGCGCUCUAGUCCUCAUCGUCUAUUCGUACUCCAACAUCAACGACAUGACAACAGCCCUGUUAAUCAUCUUCACUACUCUGUACCUCAGUGUUUUAUACGGACGAAUGGGGGCCAUACUUGGUCUUAUUUGUACUGUAAUAACUAUUGCUGUCCUCUACUCCCUGCGGAAGACUCUUACAAGGAGGCUACAGCAAAGACCAAAAUCUAAUAUCGGGUUCAAGCUKCUGGACAGGAUCUACUUCUACUCGGUUGUAGUGGGGAUUCUUGGUUUUGUUCUUGGUUUGUGGGCAGGCGCAGCAGGUGAAGGGUCAAAAGCAGAGGUGGGUUUGGUGCUGCAGUCGGUCCUUUGGGUGGCGUUUGUGUCCGCGGGUCUGCUGGGAGCUGGACUGGGAACCGUGGCCAUGGUGGGACUGGGGCCGGAGGCGGCUGGGAAGGUCGCAGUGGGCGCUGCUAUAAUAACAUCAGCCGCUCUGAGAGUCGUCCUGCAGCACAGCUCCUCUCUCGGGGCCAGAAGCUGCACCGGAGCAGCGCUGGGGGCGGCCACGGCGGCGGGGGUGUCGCUCGGUGCCGCCAGCGUGGCGGCAAAACAAGGGUUUCGAUCCAGGUAUUGGACUUUAGCGGUCCUGGGUUGUGUCGUAGGCGGCGUCCUYGUAGCCGUCAAAGGCGUCGCUGUGAAAGCAACGGCCCUGGAGCUCCUAACGGUCGCGAUGGUGGCGGUGGGGGGGUUCGUUUUGGGCGCCCCGAGGAGCCCGUUCCACACUCAGGUGAAUCUACGAAGGGGCCUCCUCACGGGGUCGGAGCUAAUUAAAGGCAUCGGCAUGGAGACGGUCACCGCAGCGGCAGCACCCAUCGGAGCCGGGGCUCUCGGGGCUGCAGCCUUGGCCACGGCGGCUCUGGGGACACUGGGGACCGUAGGAGUUGUGGCGGCUGUGGCGUUGGCUCUCGGAAGCGCUCUUGGUGGUACGAUCGGAAAAUCACCAACUACAACCAACUCACACACAGACUGAUGAAUGAGUUUACCGUCUGACACAAACUUCAAUGUACACAUGGUGUUUUCUGUCAGUCUUGUUUUAUGAUAAACCCUAUAAAACUUGUCACAAGCAAGUUGGCCGCCAUUGGUAAAGACAACUAGAAAAUAAAUUUUAAUUGCUAAUAUGAGGGAAUUAUUUUUCAUGUAAAAUACUUUAAGUAUUAUUAAAAAGAACCGUUGUUCUCAAA
Austrofundulus limnaeus is the source of this 1631-nucleotide messenger RNA. RefSeq lists its product as uncharacterized. Lineage: Eukaryota; Metazoa; Chordata; Actinopteri; Cyprinodontiformes; Rivulidae. Bases 20 to 1420 code for a protein of 466 amino acids. The transcript has 2 exons. The record is from RefSeq and is a predicted model, not a curated record.